Ostertagia ostertagi is the source of this 609-nucleotide messenger RNA. Lineage: Eukaryota; Metazoa; Nematoda; Chromadorea; Rhabditida; Trichostrongylidae. The record is from the annotation of a GenBank genome assembly.
AUGCUAAAGAAAUCUGGCACGAAGUCGCCUACUUUGAAGAAUGUUCCCGCUAAUCACACUCGUAUCGCUCGUCAAAACUCCUAUAAUGCAGGAGAGGGCGCACAAGCAUGUCAGCCAUGUUGUAAUCCAGGACUCCCUGGUACUCCGGGACCACCAGGCAGACCUGGUAGAAAUGGUAUGCCGGGUGCGCCAGGAAUGCCGGGUAUGCCUGGAAGACCAGCAGGUGCACUUGGCCCACCCGGACCUCCAGGAGAACCUGGAGAGAUCGGAGAUGCUGGACCAGUCGGACAACCAGGAAGGAAUGGAAAUGAUGGUGCGCCGGGAGAACCAGGACCCAAAGGCCCACCCGGACCGGUUGGGGAGCCUGGACUACCAGGACCAGUGGGCGAGGCAGGAACGCCAGCAAUACCCGGCAAUUCGAUUCAAGGAGAACCAGGUCAACCAGGACCAAAGGGACCAAAUGGUCCUGACGGUCCACCAGGACCUGAUGGCAAACCAGGAGCUCCUGGGCCACCAGGUACUUCUGGUAACGAUGGCGAGAAAGGAAUCUGUCCCAAAUACUGCGCCAUUGACGGAGGCAUUUUCUUCGAGGAUGGAACAAGACGUUGA